Messenger RNA from Penicillium canariense, 1200 nucleotides. Its product is annotated as COP9 signalosome complex subunit 6. The transcript has 3 exons. The coding region runs from base 1 to 1200 and encodes 399 amino acids. The record is from RefSeq and is a predicted model, not a curated record. Gene Ontology annotation, molecular function: protein binding; metallopeptidase activity. Gene Ontology annotation, biological process: protein deneddylation. NCBI's taxonomy places the organism in Eukaryota, Fungi, Ascomycota, Eurotiomycetes, Eurotiales, Aspergillaceae. Gene Ontology annotation, cellular component: COP9 signalosome.
AUGAUGGAUUCUGCGCCUUCUCUCGUCUCCCAAAAGUCUUCGGACUCGGGUCUCCACAUUCAGCUUCACCCACUGGUGCUUCUCACCAUCUCCGACCAUAUCACCCGCCAUGCAGCACGGCAGCAGCAGGGUCCAAUUAUUGGGGCUCUGUUGGGCCAACAGAAUGGACGGGAAAUAUCACUGGAGCAUGUUUUUGAAUGCCCGGUCACAACCGCAGAUAACGGCGAGGUACUUCUCCCUUCAGCAUGGUUCGAGGAGCGAUUGAAACAGUUCAAGGAUGUACACAAAGUCCCCUCUCUCGAUCUGGUGGGAUGGUGGUCAGCUGCACCAACAUCCGGACCUGACGCCUCGCACCUCCCCAUCCACAGUCAGAUCCUCCAAGACCACAACGAGUCGGCCGUCUUCCUCGCAUUCCACCCCUCGCAGGUUCAAUCGCGAAUACACGGCGCCAAGCUCCCAUUGACAAUCUACGAGAGUGUGCUUGAAGGUGAAAAUGUGGCCGAAGCGGCCAAGGACAUGCAAAUAGACGGCGCGGAGCCGGUGCUGAACAUCCGGUUCCGCGAGCUGCCAUAUUCCGUGGAGACUGAGGAGGCUGAGAUGAUCGGUGUUGAUACCAUCGCUCAGACUGCUGUAACUGCAUCUCGGAGCGAGAUUACUUCACAAGGGACCAGCGCAGCAACGGGCCAGAAGGCCGCAGAGAAGGAACAGAAGAGCUCGCAGGCUGAGCUAACGCAGGAGGAAGAAGAGCUGAUCGCAAACCUGAACACCCGCAUUAACGCCAUCCGCACCCUUGAAUCCCGCAUCUCGCUCAUCAAAUCCUACGUCUCCAGCAUCUCCGCCUCUGAAUCAAGGACCGCCAAGGACGACCCAAGCACCGUAAAGCUGUCCCAUCCCAUUCUCCGCAAUAUCAACUCCCUCAUUUCGCACCUCUCCAUCCUCUCUCCUCACGAACAAAGUACUUUCUCCACAGAAGUCCUCUCCCAAAAUAACGACGUCAUGCUGGUCUCCCUGCUCGGUCAAAUGGGCGAAAGUGUCAACGCUAUGCGCGAGCUGGGUCGUAAGUCGGCAACUGUACAGUCUGCGCGUCAAACUGCAAGCGCGCGCAAGAACCCCAGCCUCGCGGCGAGAACCUUUGAGGACGAGCUCUUUGCCCAUGCCGCUGUUCCUCACGGUGCAGAGGCAGGUGGGAUGUAUUCUUGA